Trypanosoma theileri is the source of this 429-nucleotide messenger RNA. Its product is annotated as phosphatidylinositol glycan, class P. The record is from RefSeq and is a predicted model, not a curated record. Lineage: Eukaryota; Euglenozoa; Kinetoplastea; Trypanosomatida; Trypanosomatidae. The coding region runs from base 1 to 429 and encodes 142 amino acids. Gene Ontology annotation, biological process: GPI anchor biosynthetic process. The transcript has a single exon. Gene Ontology annotation, molecular function: phosphatidylinositol N-acetylglucosaminyltransferase activity.
AUGACCCUCAAAUCGGAAAAUCAUCCGGAAACCGUAGUGGCAGGUGCUAGUAAAGGCCACCAAGUGGCGAUCAAUGGAUUUAUUGCCUGGCUUCUUAUCAUCACAGCAUUUGUGAUGUAUUUUCUUUGGGCCUGUCUUCCAGGAUCAUUAUUAGACUGGGCACUUAUAAAUUAUUACCCGGAUAAGUAUUGGGCAGAGGCAAUGCCGGCUCUUUUGAUUAUGUCAGUUGUGUAUUAUCUCUCCACUUCUUUUUUAUUGGUUUUAUACCGUACAAAUCCACUCACGGAUGGAUUUUGUGUAGUAGACUCAAAUGCUAAAGAAGAUCGUCACAGUCUUGAAAGUCUCUCAGAUGCUAAAGAAAGUGUUCCACCACUCACUGAUAUACCUGUGAGUGUUUCCAGUCGAUUGUUAUUUCAGCCAUGGAACUGA